Lytechinus pictus (painted urchin) is the source of this 4487-nucleotide messenger RNA. RefSeq names its product phosphatidylinositol glycan anchor biosynthesis class U protein-like. Gene Ontology annotation, biological process: attachment of GPI anchor to protein. The transcript is spliced from 11 exons. Bases 25 to 1353 code for a protein of 442 amino acids. Gene Ontology annotation, cellular component: GPI-anchor transamidase complex; membrane. The record is from RefSeq and is a predicted model, not a curated record. Lineage: Eukaryota; Metazoa; Echinodermata; Echinoidea; Temnopleuroida; Toxopneustidae.
GGCGACAAACAGAAUGCUGAUAAAAUGGCAGCUUCCAUGGUUUUUGUUUCUCUGAUUGGAGUGACUGUGAGAUCUGUAUUGUUUUACUCAUUUGUAUCAAGCUGGCUGACCGAUCGAGUUGAAAUUUCUACACCUCUUACAUCAUGGAAAUCGAUGGUGGAAGGUGUGACUUUACUGGAGUGGGGUAUAUCACCGUAUGCUGGAGACAUAUUCCAUGAAACCCCACUGUUGCUGUACACCUUUUACUCUGUUCAUGCCGUUUGUCCCACCCUGGUGCCUGUUAUAUUUGUCAUGUUGGAUCUGAUAACGGCCUUGGUACUGCGGAAGGUUGCCUCCAGGACAAUGAAAUACUUGUACAAUCAACAAAAACAGAAGGAAAAGAAAAACGCUGCAGGAGUUGGCCCCCUUCUCAUCGUUCCUUCGGAUCUCGUUUCUAUUCCUGACUUGGUUAUGACAAUUUACUUGUUUUGUCCAUAUACCAUCGUUACCUGCGUUGCUCAGUGCACCAUCGUAUUCACCAAUCUCGCCAUUGCUGCAACGUUUCUCUUCACAUUACAAGGAAAUGCAGUUGCAGCAACUUUAUGCCUUGCUUUUGCCUCGUAUCAGUCACUCUACCCAGUCACAUUAAUCAUACCCGUUGCAAUGCACAUAGCCAUCAUAAAAUUACAGGCAUCUAAGGAUAAGACAAUCAGUUACCAGAGACCAGAGGCCGUUCAUUCUAUUCUAUUAACAGCAACCAUCUUUGUUUUUUGGCUAGCUUGUUUCCUUGGUCUCUCGUUCCUCAUGCUUGAUUCAUGGAGCUUUCUCAGGUCUUCUUAUGGCUUCAUAUUAGCAGUGCCCGAUCUUAAGCCCAACAUGGGUCUCUUCUGGUAUUUCUUCACUGAAAUGUUUGAACACUUCAGGACAUUUUUUCUCUGGGUAUUUCAAAUCAAUGUCUUCAUCUACAUAGCUCCCUUGGCAAUCAAAAUGAGAGAGCAUCCAUUAUUCGUAAUGCUGGUUCAGUGUAUAUUGAUCACUAUCUUCAAGUCUUAUCCGUCCGUUGGAGAUACUACCGUAUACCUUUCCCUGUUACCAGUCUGGUCUCAUACAUUCCAUUAUUUUCGUAACAGCCUUGUGGUUGGGGUGAUGAUGCUGCUUGCUUCGGUCUUAUGUCCAGUCAUCUGGCACCUAUGGAUCUAUGCAGGCAGUGCUAAUGCAAACUUCUUCUUUGCUUUCACACUCAUCUACAAUACAGCACAGAUAUUCCUUGUGACGGAUCUGGUCUUCGCUUUUUUGCGACGUGAGUUUGCCCUCAAACAUGGGAUGGAGCCGCUAGACGAAGAUGGCAACAAGAGGUCCAUUCGGCUACAGUAACAGAUGAUUUGUACCACAUCCAAACUAUGGUUUCCUUCCUUGGUCAAAAAAUUCACAAAGAAUGUGAUUAUAUGACUGCUUUAACAGGCACUGUAAAACAGGGUGCCUCCUGGUCUAGUGGUUAUGACUCUCGUCUUUCAAUCUGAGGGACGUGGGUUCAAUUUCAAGCCAUGGCGAGUUCCUUCAGCAAGAGAUUUACCCACAUUGUGCUGCACUCGACCCAGGUGAGGUGAAUGGGUACCAGGUAGGGAGAAAUUCCUUGAAUGCUCGAAUGCCCGUUCAAGGUAGCCAUGCUAAAGCCGGGGUAAUAAUAACAUUAUCGUGUUAAGCAGGGCGUGCUGGGAGAACAGUUUUCGGAACUGAAGUGGCUACCCUGGGUAAAAUAUGACAUUAUUACUAUUAGUAUUAUUUGCCCAGAGGUGAAUAUGAAUCAAAUACAUAAGCAGUCUAUAUUUUGUUUGGUAAUCUGCAGUUGCCUUGAUUUAACACUUCAUGACGGAUGAUGCCAUUGAAAUCAAAACCAGUCAGAAUAUUCUCAUUUUCAAACUGACAAAGUCUGACAAUAUGCACAUCUAAAUACGUGCAUGCAAGAUAUGCGCAGCUAGUUAGCUUGUUUUGGCCAUUAUCAUAAGUGUUAACUAACCUGUAUAGUAUUGAUGGUAUCAGUCAAUAGAUUUUGCUAUACUGCCAGGUUUCAGUAGUCUAGUAGUCUAUCCAUGACUACAUAUUUGACCAAUCAGAGGCCUAGAAUCUUGUAGCCAGGUACACUACCCUUCACAAGUUUUAGAGCAUCGAUAAUAUUCAGAUAAAUCUGCAUAUUUUAUUUUUAUUUUCUGGUAUUGUAAUUUGUUGUCAUGGAAAUUGGUCCAUUGUAUUAUAGAGUCAUUAAAAAACCAUGUCUUCUCUAUACUUUCUCAUAUAAAACCUGGCCCACCAUUGAGGUCCUUUGGACGGACAGUCCCUGGCAGGCUUUUGGACAUUUUCAGGUCUGCAUGGCAAGGGUCACAAAAACCAUACCUUAGAAAAUUUCAAAUGUAAUCUGGUUUACAAUGCUGCCAUGGCUUCAUGGGUCAACUUUCAUGAUCAUACAUGUAGGUCCCUCAGGUGAUGGUUCGUGUAGGCUCCACUACACUUCACUACCGCUACACCUACCCGAAUGGUAGCGUAGUGUAGUGGAGCCUACAUGAACUAUCACCUGAGGUAGAUCAUAGGAUGCAAUUCCAGUAAAUAGACUUGUAUCAAUAUUACAUGUGUUCCCAAACUUUUGAAGGGUAGUGAAUAUAUAAAAGGCUAGCUCUGGAGUAUGACAUGAAUAUUUCAAUCUGGCACCUGAAACACAGGUGAUUGCAAUUGCUUACAACAAUGGCCAAUCAAGAUCAUCGUUCCAUCAGUGAAUUGUUCAACAUACCCACACUCAACCAAUCAGAAUCAUCGUUUGAAAUUUGCAGGUGGUUCAAAUUAAGUUUAAACGUGUCUGAGAACUUAAGAAGUAAGACUACUAUCAAUGGGUUUGAAAUUGAGGGAACCAAUUCCAACAUCAACUGCUCGUAGAGAAGUUGAGACAAAUUAGAUGGUAUGAUAGAUAUGUGAGCUAUAUAUAGGAAUUAUGCAAUAUUUGAUUUUUGGGAAUUUGACAUUAAGGAGACUCUUCAUGAAGUGAUAAGAGGUUACAGAAAUUGCCAUCCCACACGUUUAAUAAGGAAAAAAAGAUAUUACAUACAAUGAAAUACAAAAGAAAUAGUGAUUGGAUGAUGUCAUUUGUCCCCUCAUUUGCAUAUCGACUAGGAUGUGCAUAAAACUGUUAAAUGAAAAUUAAGAGCCACUAUAUCUCAUCUCUCUGUUAUUUUACAUCCAAUUUUUAUAAAAUUUUAAGUGUUAUGCUUGUUUGAAUUUUUUCUCUUAUGAUUCAAACCAACUUUUGUUGGGUGGACUUUCCCUUUAAAGAAAGACGAGAGUUUCCCCUCUUAUGCUGUCAGCAUUAAAUUUUGAUUCAUAAUAAUGGGUAAUAAUUUUGAUUUUUGUCUCACCUGCAUAGCAGAGUGAGACUAUAGGCGCCGCUUUUCCGACGGCGACGGCGACGGCGGUGGCGGCGUCAACACCAAAUCUUAACCUGAGGUUAAGUUUUUGAAAUGACAGCAUAACUUAGAAAGUAUAUGGACCUAGUUCAUGAAACUUGGCCAUGAGGUUAAUCAAGUAUUACUGAACAUCCUGCCUGAGUUUCAUGUCACAUGACCAAGGUCAAAGGUCAUUUAGGGUCAAUGAACUUAGACCAUGUUGGGGGAAUCUGUUGAAUUACCAUCAUAACUUUAAAAGUUUAUGGAUCUGAUUCAUGAAACUUGGACAUAAUAGUAAUCAAGUAUUACUGAACAUCCUGUGCAAGUUUCAGGUCACAUGAUCAAGGGUAAAGGUCAUUUAGGGUCAAUGAACUUUGGCCAAAUUGGGGUAUUUGUUGAAUUACAGCCAUAAAUUUGAAAGUGUGUUGGUCUAGUUCAUAAAACUUGGACAUAAGAGUAAUCAAGUAUCACUGAACAUCCUGUGCGAGUUUCAGGUCACAUGAUCAAGGUCAAAGGUCAUGUAAGGUCAAAGAACUUUGGCCACGUUGGGGGUAUUUGUUGAAUUGCCAUCAUAUCUCUAUAAGUGUAUUGGUCUAGUUCAUAAAACGUGGAAAUAAGAGUAACCAAGUAUCACUGAACAUCUUGUGCGAGUUAUAGUAGUUUUCAAAAUCAGCACUGCUGCUAUAUUGAAUCGCGUGAUGCAGGUGAGACGGCCAGAGGCAUUCCACUUGUUCAAUAAAGCGUCAGCUGUAUUUAAUUGGAAUUAUACGAACAUAAACUCUAGCUUUUACAUGAUUUACUGCAUUGUAUCAAAAACUUUUACUUCAUCAAGUCUAGCUGGGCAAUUUGUUCAGUAACACGUCAUGUGAAAAUGAAUUGUAGUUCUUAAUCGAUUAAAACAAACUUAUAAUGGUGGAAAUUCUCGUCAUGUCAUAUGAUGACUGGAUGUGGUUAUUAUGUGUCUCGUUUCUCUAUAGUGUUAUAGCAAUUCUUUUUGCAAUUAAAUUGUUUUGUAUAUAUGCCUUAUUGCCUUGUAACACUCAUUUUGUAAUAAAGAACUUAGUAUGUCACUUCAAAUGA